This is a messenger RNA of Chaetomium globosum CBS 148.51, 2607 nucleotides long. RefSeq lists its product as uncharacterized. NCBI's taxonomy places the organism in Eukaryota, Fungi, Ascomycota, Sordariomycetes, Sordariales, Chaetomiaceae. The transcript is spliced from 2 exons. Bases 1 to 2607 code for a protein of 868 amino acids. The record is from RefSeq and is a predicted model, not a curated record.
AUGGCGCCCCUCGCCACCGAACCGCGCCAGGUUCUCACCGUCCUGAACCUAGCCCGGCGCAAGGCCCUGUACACGCUCCUGAUCGAAAUCACGGCCUUCAUGCGCUCGCAGCUCGAAUUCCACGAGCUUGCGGGGGGAAACUCGGGCACCGCGCCGCUACUAAUCGACCCCUCGGCCGAGAACAGCAUCAUCAUCCCCGCGGGGGCCGGAGCCACCGACAAGACCCCGCCCAACCCGGCCCUCGUGCGCCUGCGCGCCGCCGCCGUCGAGCAAUUUGACGGUUGGCGCAAGGACGUGCUAGCCCGGCUCAAGGAAGUUCUAUCUGCGCCCGACGACGCCGCCAUUGUCGAGGAGCGCCGCAAGCGCACCGAGCGCAUUGCUCAGCUGCAGCGCCAGAAACAGCAGCAGCAGCAACAGCCGCAACGAGGCGGUAGCAGUGGGUCUGCCGGUCACGGGGCGGAUCUACUCGGCUCGUGGGAUGCGUGGCCGGAGGAGGGCGGGGAUGGUGGGGUAGGGGGGUCGGGGCAGGCGAAGGAUGACGGGGAACAGGAGGACCCCGCCGCGGCCGUGGCGCGUCUGCAGUCGCACUGGCAUCCCAUUCCGACGCGGCUAGUGACCCUGUCGGAGGAGGACCGCAAGGAGACGCUCAGCUGCGUGCUGCUGGUGCUGCUGCUGACGGGCCACUACUCGGCCGACUCAAGAGCGAUGGCCGUCUAUCUCACCUCGGCGCUGGAGCUGCCGUUGGCUGUGUUGAAUGCUGAGGAGGUAGAGAUUGCGGUAUCGUUGGUUGAGAGAUCGGCCGAGGCGGAAAGGCAGCAGCAGACCAUGUCUGCGGAGGCCGAGGCGGAGAAGCGGAGGCAGCAGAAUCAGGCGAGCCGGUACUGGAAGGUUGGGUUGGCCUCGGUGGCAGGGGCUGCUCUCAUUGGGGUUACUGGCGGCCUUGCUGCUCCCGUUGUUGCGGGCGCGAUUGGCGGCAUCAUGGGGUCGGUAGGCCUCGGGGGCGUUGCGUCUUUCCUGGGUAUCUUCUGGAUGAACGGUGCGCUUGUGGGGACGCUGUUUGGCGCAUUCGGGGCGAGGAUGACGGGAGAAAUGGUCGAUCAAUAUGCCAGAGAAGUCAAGGACUUCCGCUUCAUCCCCUUGAAAGACGAGUGGGGCACAAGGGGCAGCAGUAAGAACGACAGGCGUCUCCGAGUAACCAUCGGCAUCAACGGCUGGCUAAGUACGAAAGACGACGUUACCAAGCCAUGGCGCGCCCUCGGUGAUGAUUCCGAGGCGUUUGCUCUGCGGUACGAAAUGGACAGCCUUUUAGGGCUCGGCAAGACAUUGCGGGACUUGGUCUCUUCCUACGCCUGGAACACGGUCAGGGUCGAGAUUCUCAAAAGAACCGUUUUGGCAACGCUGUGGUCUGCUCUUUGGCCAGCCUACCUUCUAUCAGCGGCUUCCAGCGUUGAUAAUCCCUUCAGUCUCGCCAAAAACAGGUCAGAGAAGGCAGGUGAAAUCCUUGCUGACGCUCUCAUCAACAAAGUACAAGGCGAGCGUCCGGUCACGCUUAUCGGCUACUCGCUCGGCGCCCGGGUUAUCUACUCGUGCCUCCGCACCCUCGCCGCGCGGCGGGCUUUCGGCCUGGUCGACUCGGUCGUCUUUAUUGGCGCCCCGGUCCCGUCUAACCGACAGCACUGGCAGAUGAUCCGCACCGUGGUAUCCGGCAAACUCUUUAACGUCUACUCUGAGAACGACUACCUCCUCGCCUUCCUCUAUCGCGCAACUUCCAUGCAGCUUGGGGUCGCCGGUCUACAGGAGAUCAAAGACAUCGAAGGGGUCGAGAACCUGAACCUUACGGAAGAGGUUCAGGGGCACAUGCGAUACGCCAAGAUCAUCUCCAAGAUUCUCGCCAAAUGUGGUAUUCCCGUCGUCCGGGGCGCUGACGGGCCGAUCGAGGAAGACGAGGACAUUAUCAAGCUGAGCGACCUCGACAAGGAGAGCGCGAACCUGAUCGACCUCGACGGCCCAGACCUCACAGCUCCUCCCCCCAGCAUAAGCCAGCCGGCUCGUCCGCCAGUGCAAUCCACACCAGCGCCCCAGCCGCCCACCGCCCAGCGUAGCAAACAGCGAACGACAGUGACCCGGGCAAAAACAUCUACCAUGGCAGUCACCCAGGAUCUACUAGGCCUCGACAUAUCAGACACCCCCGGGCCAAGCCAAGACAGCACACCGAAGCCCGCCAUGCCGCCGCGCCCACCGCAAGCUACCAUUCCGCAACAGAACCCAAGCCCACCCAAGCCAGUAGUACCCUCUAACCAAACAACAAACACCACGCCCCCAACCCCUCAACACAAAACUGCCAACCUCCCACCGUAUGCGGCGCCAACCCGCGCAACAUCCACAGCAUCAGCGCCUGCUGCCCCGCCCUCGCAGAUGCCAGUCCACGCGAGGCCCAUUCUCACGUCCUCAUACAGCCAGAACGCGGUGGACAAUGUUGAUGAUGACGAUGACGACGAUGACAGUGACGAGGAAGGUGGGAUGGGGAUCAAGAUGGUGGAUAAUGAUGAUGGUGGCUUGGAGUAUUGCGACCCGACGCCGCUUGAGGAACAUUCGAGUUGGAGGUGA